ACACAACAUAAUAUACUUUCCACGACAGCGCGAGAGCGACAUUCGCGCUACAAUGUAUGUGAGACCUCCAAAGAGUACGGACGAUUUUUCUGCCAAUGGAUCACCCGUGAAGAGGGUGUGUGAGUUUUCCUUGCACCCUACCUUUUUUUGCGUGAAAAAGAUUUUAAAUUGAAGAAAUUGCUGCGACAAAUGUGAAUAGAGAUAAUUUGUAGUGCUCAUCUGGCUGCAGGCAGUUAAUUCUGGCUUGGACUAAACAAUGGGGGAACAUUUGCUGAACGAUUCGGAGAGUUUCGAGAUGCUGAAAGCAUUGUACGAUUUCACGGCUGUUUACCCGAAAACCAUCAGCUUCGACGAGGGCGAAUACUUUAUUCUGCAUCAGACCAGUGCCCGGCAGCGGAACUGGUGGCAAGUGGUUAGCAUGAAGGGCAAUAUCGGUUUCGUUCCGUCGAAUUAUGUCAUGAAACUGAAGGUCGAUCCAAACUUCCUGAAUGGAUUUCUCGAAUCCAGCAUUGAAUCGUUGCGAAUGUCGACGGAGAAGGAAAUAAACGGCAUCAUUAACCGAGAUGAACUCAUCGAUCGGUUGGUGGAGAAGCAAAAUAAAAUCGAGAAAAUACUGAAGAGUGAUUUCUCCGAUGAUGAUGAAGAAGAACCACCGGCGAGAAUCGGCAACGGAAGUAUUCCAACGAUGGAGAAAUAUGCUUAUAACAAUUGUAUAGAUUCGACCCCCAAACACAAAGGCGAACACCGUCGAUCUCCGGUGCCAGCGAAGCACGAGAAACUUACCAAAAAAUCGCUAUCUAGUUCAGCCGUGUGCACAGCUGCCAGUGUUCCCCAAUUUGUCCAGGAAAGUCCUAGUAUGAGCGUGCUUUCUUCGAAGCUAAACCAAGAAGAGCCACUAACACCGACCGCUCAAGAAAAUAGUAUCGUGUCGGAGGUAUCCGAAACGGAGACGACGAACACGGCUACAACCACUACAACUACCACCACGAGUGACGACAUUACCGCAAUCUCUCGAGGUGACGAAGAAAUCCCAAAAACAGAGCCAACAGCAGAACCGGAAGCUCAAACCGAUCACGAGAUGGAGCUGGAAACCACCAACAACGACGAUAUGACUGCCAGUGAAAAUGAGCCACAGCCGAAGGAGUCCUCUGCCAAAGAACCAACCAGUGAUCCGGAAACGAUCGCUGAGAGCCAAAAUUUAAACGAAAUCCCUCUAAUGAACAUCGAACCCCAGGACGUCUAUCAGGUGGUAGACGCAAUCCGCACCAACACGAAUCUAAGUCACGAGAUGGCAUGUGUGGCGUUUCGCGUAAUGCUCAGUGAACUGGAACCGCUACUGCCUCCGCCGGUGGUGAAACAUCUGGAACCGGUCGCGUUACAUCUAACGACCCCUCUGGAUGUAGCGGAUGCGUUUCUAGCUCAAACGCACGAUGCGCAACGGUUACGCGUCAUCUUUGCCGGUUUGUCGGAGUGUAAAAACGAUUCCGAACAACGCACCUGGAUGUUGCACGAGGACGAAGCGGACAUCAGUCGCUAUCUGAGCGAACUGAUCGGUAUUCUCACCGAUGCGGAUCCGAAGAUCUGUCGCAACGAAAUGGCCGUCGAUCACUAUCAGAGUGUCAUUAAUCUAGUCUUGUAUUAUCAGAUGGAAACUCGCUGGUCCAUACGAAAGCUGCUGUUGAAGGCCUUUAAAGCGAUGUGUCACCUCGAUUACACUACGGUAGACAUUUUGCUUGGGUCGGUUCUUCCUUUGGAAAUAGUUCAGGAUAUGAUUUCCAAUGCGAGGAACGUCGAGAAGCUACAGGAGCUGGCGAAUAUGUUGAUCAUUGUGUUUUCCAUCGGCAGAAAGAUGCCCAUCAACCAGCAAGAGCAUCUUCGUGCGGAUUUCGUUAUCUUCCUGUUAAAUCUAAUAGAAACUCCACCGGAAACUGAUGUGCACAAUGUCCUUCCGGACACCAUGAUCAAUUUGAUUCUUUCGUUCAAUUUGCAGUUCGAGAACUUUACCGACAACAUUGUGCUGGAAGCGAUGGAACAAAUUCGGACCGCAAAAACCUUCACCGAGAAGAUUCUAGUUCUAAUAAAUCGUGAAGAAGAUCCAGUUCACACGCUAAAACACACUCCAGCGCACAUUAAUCCGGUUCUAAAAAUGUUGGUUGAUUUGUUUAGUAGGCCGGAAACAGCUUCCAUUUUUUACACAAACGAUCAAAGCGUGCUGAUUGACAUUCUAGUACGACAGUUGUCGGAUCUCUCCGCGGGAGAACCUAUCCGCAAAUGGUACUUGGAACUGUGCCGCCGGAUUGUUCGGAACACCGGCUACGCGGAACACCAACACCGGAAGCAAGAUUUGAUGAAGAUAUUCACGCGAAUUUUCUGCGAAGAAACUGAGUGCAGUGCCGGAGAUCAGCAGGUAGUGCGGGAAAUCGCAAACGAGUUUCCGCAGAUCUUCAAAGCGUGAACAGUUUCCGGAAGCAGAAAUCACCUCAGCAAUAGCACUUCAAAUCGAAGGAAGCAGCAACGCGGUGCAAUUUCUUUCCAAUGCCAUUCGUUCAAGUUUUUACCUAUGUUAUUGUUGACAAAAAUAACCAAAAUUUAAACAGUCGGAAAACUCUUACAUCAAUCCUUGGCUUUUUAUCGCCGCUAAAUCCAGUGUGUCAAUAACAACAGUAGGAAAAACAGUAUCGAAUACAAAAAUAACAACAAAAACGUUUUCAAAAAUGUUUUUCCACAAAGCGGCAUGACAGAGUCAGUUCAAUUUUAUCUACAAAGAAAAAAGUUUGUCAUAGCAAUUAAACAGUGCGCAUUUUUACCCUUAGAGAUAACAAAUUAUUUUAAAAAUAAUAGCCAUUUUGAAAUACAAAACUUUCAGUAAAUACCAAGCAGAUGUAGAUAGUCUGAAUCUAAGCGGUCAGAACGGAAAUACAGUAAAGCAAAAUAUUUCUACAAAGCAGUAAACAAAUUGUCACAACUUUCAAACUUAUUCUCUCUAACACUCAAGUAUACGACAAACAGUCGGGUAUUCGAUUCAAGACAGAUUCUUGCAGUUAGACAAACAAACAAACCCCAGCCUCCAUGCAAUUAUUCCCGAUAAUUUGCGACCGUUUUUCUAAAGUAAACAAUAAUUAAACUCGAAAAUUACGCAGAGCUUAUUAAUUGUAUUAAAUUUGUGUGGCGUCAAAAAUGUGUUAUUCAUAUAAAUUAUUGGCUCGUUAAUAAUUGAAUCAUAGUUUAUAAUACUCGUUUGAACAAGAAGAAAAAAAACUCAAAUUGGCAAUUUUAUCCCAACCGUAGUGUCGUUGAAUUAGUACCUAAGAAAACACUAAUCAAAAACCAAAUAUUAUGAUAAACGACUCAUAGACGUUUAAAUCUUUAACUUUUGUGUUUUUACUUGAUGGAGAAAAAGGCGAAGCCAGUGUUUAGAUUAGAUUUUUGGUAAAUUUCCAAACCAUGCCAAACAUUGAGAUCGGACAUCCCAAAAUGCCAAAUUUAAUCCAAGAUUUUCUACCACUACUUGACCUAGAUCAGAAACACGAAUAUUAAAACAAACACCUUCAGAUGCAAAACAAGCACUGGCCGAGCAGCACACAAACAAGCAAGUGUAAAACGUUACAACAAGAAAAACAUUUUUAAUGAAACUCAAACCUACAAACCGAACAAACUGAUUAAAAAAUAGAUAUUUAAAUGAUGGAAGAAGAUAGACAGGCUAGUUAUAUUUUGGUAGGUUAAAAUUGCAUUUAAAGUUUAUGAAGCAGAACAACAAAACCCAGAUUGAAGAAAAAAAAAAUUAAAAGCAGAAUAACGAAUAAUACUAAUCGAUCGAAUGUUGAACACACAACACGUGCAACAUGUGGCUUAGAUUUUUUAGGAAACAGAAACGUUUCCUUCUGUUAUGCUAGAUACCUACUAACGGCUGAUUGGUAUGUUGGCACAGAUAAAUUGUGAACUAAGUGAAUAAGACUAGUUGCGAAAUAAAUAAUAUAAUCUUCAA
Messenger RNA from Topomyia yanbarensis, 3985 nucleotides. Its product is annotated as NCK-interacting protein with SH3 domain. The coding region runs from base 257 to 2455 and encodes 732 amino acids. The record is from RefSeq and is a predicted model, not a curated record. The transcript is spliced from 8 exons. Gene Ontology annotation, biological process: endocytosis. Gene Ontology annotation, molecular function: protein binding; Arp2/3 complex binding. NCBI's taxonomy places the organism in Eukaryota, Metazoa, Arthropoda, Insecta, Diptera, Culicidae.